Molecule: messenger RNA, 1226 nt
Organism: Lecanosticta acicola
Lineage: Eukaryota; Fungi; Ascomycota; Dothideomycetes; Mycosphaerellales; Mycosphaerellaceae
Source: the annotation of a GenBank genome assembly
AUGGUCCGCGAGGACCUGAUAGAGGGCGCCGUGUCCUGUGCGCAACAUUCGCGUGCUCUCUCUCCGAUGCUCAUUCUAACGAAUCUACAGUUCUCCAGGAUCCGUCCGUCGCCUCUGCGCCUCUUGAGCAACGUAUUGCCUUUCUCAGAUCGAAGAACCUCACACAAGAAGAGAUUGACGCCUCGCUCGUGCGCGUUGGGCAAGGCUCUGCCUCCACGAACUCCGAACCUCCUCCCGUCCAAUAUCGACAACCGCCUCCGCAAUAUAACGGCUAUCAACAAGGCCAGUAUGGAUAUCCAUCACAAUGGCAAGCGCCGCCAGAGCCUCCGAGGCGAGACUGGAGAGAUUACUUCAUCGCUGCAACUGUGAUGGGUGGUGUAGGGUAUGGCUUAUACUGGACUGCUAAGCGAUACAUCUACCCACUGAUUGCGCCGCCGACCCCUCCGCAACUGGAACAAGAUAAGGCAGGUGUGGACGCAAGCUUUGACAAGGCGUUUGCACUCUUGGAUCAACUGGCUACGGACACCAAGGAACUCAAAGAUGCCGAGGCAGCUAGGAAAGAGAGAUUGGAUGCCGCUCUUGCGGAAGUUGAAGGCGUCAUUGGCAGGAUGAAGCAGGCAAAUGAAGAGCGAGAGCUCGAAUCUAAACGCAUAGCGAGGGAGAUCAGUGAAAUUCGAGAUCAGAUACCAAGGGCGAUCGAGAAGGAGAAGGAGAUGAGGGAUAGCCGACUGAAGGAGCUGAAUGGAGAGAUGAAGAGCUUGAGAACGCUGGUCGCCAACCGAAUGCAGGGCGGAGGAGCGCCAGGGCGGACGACUCCCAGCUACUCAACCCAGUCGCAGCAGCAGUCACCAAUCUCCGCGACACCUGGUGCCUCUGGCCCAGGGAACGGCACAGCCGCAGCACAACCAUCGGGUCAAGAUUCUGGAAGCGUGCCCAUCCAGUCGUCCACAAACGGCACGUCAGACACUAAUGGUGUUAACGGAUCUACAUCAGCCAGUGAGCGUAGCAACUCCCUUCCUUACUCCAGCGCUCCAAAUCGAGACGGUGCUAGCACACCAUACAGCAGACUGCUGGGUGGUAAGGCUGCGAUUCCAAGCUGGCAGCUUGCAGCCAAGAAGAAGGCAGAGGAAGCAAACGUGGACGCUACUUCCAGUGGAACAUCAACUCCCGUCCCUAAUGUCAACGAAAGCGGAACUGUCAGCGACGCAGCUGACGGACAAGCGUAA